GCAUCCUCCUAACCGUGUCCUAAACGAAAAUGCAUCGCGAAACACGUCGUACGGUGAAAUUGUGAAAAUUUCUUCGAAUUUUGAGCACAACUGAUGUGACGUGAAAAGUUUAUUCUACGUGUGUCACAUAAAAAGACACCGAAUUGUCUUGUUUUAAUAAUUUGGUCCAUUAAUAUAAAAUAACGGAAAGAUGCCGCGAAUUAUGAUAAAGGGUGGCGUUUGGCGCAACACCGAAGAUGAAAUUCUCAAAGCGGCUGUCAUGAAAUAUGGCAAAAAUCAAUGGAGUCGUAUAGCUUCGUUGCUUCAUAGAAAAUCAGCGAAACAGUGCAAGGCUCGUUGGUUCGAAUGGUUGGAUCCGAGCAUCAAGAAGACCGAAUGGAGCAGAGAAGAGGAUGAGAAACUUUUGCACCUUGCAAAACUCAUGCCCACACAAUGGCGAACUAUAGCACCUAUCAUUGGACGUACAGCGGCACAAUGCCUGGAACGCUACGAAUAUUUAUUGGAUCAAGCCCAGAAAAAAGAGGAAGGAGAGGAUGCGGCUGACGAUCCCAGAAAACUUAAACCAGGCGAGAUCGAUCCGAAUCCUGAGACGAAACCAGCUAGACCGGAUCCGAAAGACAUGGACGAGGAUGAAUUGGAAAUGUUAUCCGAGGCACGUGCGAGACUGGCGAAUACGCAAGGCAAAAAAGCGAAACGCAAAGCUCGUGAAAAGCAGUUGGAAGAAGCACGUCGUUUAGCAGCUUUACAAAAACGUCGUGAACUUCGAGCGGCAGGAAUAACAGUUUCGCAGAAAAAUAAGCGUAAACGGGGUGUGAAUUACAACACCGAAAUACCGUUCGAAAAACGUCCGGCUUCAGGUUUUUACGACACUUCCACCGAACAUGUCGAUCCGCUCGCUACAGAUUUUUCUCGUAUGCGGCAACAGCAUCUUGACGGUGAGCUCAGAACAGAGAAAGAAGAAAUCGAGCGACGCAAAGACAAACAGAAGAUGAAGCAACGCAAGGAAAAUGAUAUACCAAUGGGAAUGUUGAACAAUGAUGAGCCAUUGAAAAAACGAAGCAAACUCGUUCUUCCUGAACCCCAAAUUUCCGAUCAGGAGUUACAACAAGUUGUCAAACUUGGACGUGCUUCGGAAGUCGCGAGAGAAGUCGCUACCGAAAGCGGCAUCACUUUGUCGGACAGUCUUCUAGCCGAUUAUUCUCUAACGCCAAAUAUUGCUGCAACGCCCCGGACACCUGCGGUCACCGAUCGCGUCCUUCAAGAAGCUCAAAAUGUCAUGGCUCUCACACACGUAGACACUCCCUUGAAAGGUGGCUUAAAUACCCCUUUGCUGAAUCCGGAUUUCAGCAGCGUUAUUCCAGCUGCGAAUGCAAUUGCGACACCGAACACCGUCCUGACGACACCGUUCCGUUCUCAGCGGAGUGACGGAACACCCUUGAAUACGUCUUUCAAUACUCCGGCUUCAUUGAGAACACAAAACGGUGCGCUCAUGCCAACACCGGUUCGUGAUAAACUCAGUAUAAAUCCCGACGACGGUCUUGAUGGCUCCGAAACUCCGGCUCUGCAGAAACAAGUCAAGGAACAAUUGCGGGCUGGCCUUAGCACACUGCCGGCACCCCGGAACGAUUACGAGAUCGUCGUACCCGAAGACGAAACGAAGGAGGAUGGCACCGAAAUCCCGGUUGACGACGUUAUCGAAGAUCAAGCUGACAUUGACGCGAGAAAACAACAAGAAAUUUUAGAACAAAAUAAAAAAGAACUUGCACGAAGAUCACAAGUCAUUCAGAGGAGCUUGCCUCGCCCAGUUGAGGUCAAUAUGAAUAUACUGCGACCAAUAAUGGACUCACCAUUGACUGAUCUUCAAAGGGCAGAAGAGCUGAUUAAAAGAGAAAUGAUCGCAAUGCUGCAGUACGACGCAAUACAGAAUCCACUUCAAACGAAUAACAGACGCGGUGCAUCGAUCAUGUCCCUCGCUCAAUCUUAUCUCGAUCAGCAUCCUUAUGACAAUUUUGAGCAGGAAGAUCUUAAAGCUGCAGAACAACUUCUCACCGAUGAAAUGAACGUCGUACGAGAAGGAAUGGCCCAUGGCGAUCUCAGUUUGGACGCCUAUACUACAGUUUGGGAGGAAUGUUUGUCUCAGAUUUUGUAUCUGGAGACACAAAAACGAUACACGAGGGCGACCCUGGCUUCCAAAAAGGAUCGCGUGGAAGCUUUUGAGAGAAAAUUGGAAGAGAAUCGGGUUCAUAUGACUGGAGAAGCGAAACGAGCUGCAAAAAUGGAGAAGAAAUUGAAAAUACUCACCGGUGGCUAUCAAUCUCGCGCCCAAGUGUUGACAAAACAACUGCACGAUCACUGGGAACAGAUUGAACAGGCACACUUGGAGCUUUCAACUUUCAAAUUUUUGCAAGCUCAGGAAGAAGCGGCUGUACCGAGAAGAAUAAAUGGUCUUAUGGAUGACGUGAACAGGCAAACUCAGCGUGAAAAGGUUCUGCAAUCUCGGUUUUCCGACCUUCAGGAUCAGUUACAAGAAUUACAACUGCAAUGACUAAAAAAUGAAAAUCGAAUAAAAAAAAGGAGAUGAAAUAGGGACGAGGCGGUAUAAGAAACGACAGAAAGGUAAUUUUCUGAAAAAAUAAUGCUGUUCAUAAAAAAAGCUCACUUCGACUUUCGAAUCAAUAAAAAAUGAAAAAAAAAUUGUUCGAUGAAUAUCGACGAAUAAUUAAAAA
Molecule: messenger RNA, 2726 nt
Organism: Venturia canescens
Lineage: Eukaryota; Metazoa; Arthropoda; Insecta; Hymenoptera; Ichneumonidae
Gene: Cdc5
Product: cell division cycle protein 21
Exons: 10
Coding region: 191-2545 (784 amino acids)
Biological process (GO): regulation of transcription by RNA polymerase II; mRNA splicing, via spliceosome
Cellular component (GO): Prp19 complex; spliceosomal complex
Molecular function (GO): DNA-binding transcription factor activity, RNA polymerase II-specific; RNA polymerase II transcription regulatory region sequence-specific DNA binding
Source: RefSeq, a predicted model, not a curated record